AUGGCCUCGAAAUGGAACUUUACUAUCGAUGACAAUAGUCUGCUCUUUAAUUACACUCCUUAUUCGGACGGAUUCAACAUAUCGGACGGGUGGAAGACAUGGUACACCGGCUCCGGGUACAUCGAUAGCCAGUCGCACAGACUGGGAGACACUCCACAGGGACACUCGUAUCACCAAACUCGACUCAAUGGGGCGAGCGUUACACUCAGAUUCUACGGCUCUGGCAUCUAUCUGUUCGGAAACACUACCAGCCCUUAUACUGUAACCCUCGACAACCGUGUGGUACUCGAUUCUGGUAUAAAUCAGAACAAGACCCUGCUUUUUGCAGAUGGUGAACUGGGUGUAGAUAAUACCCACUAUAUCACGCUGACCGCGAAUAUCUCUGAUACGAGUCAAAUCCUUGCCCUGGACCGCGCUCUCGUGGAGUCGACCUUGAACAAUGGCGCUAAAUCCCCUACAUCAACCGCCUACGAUAGUCUGAACACCACUUUCUUCCGCUAUUCUUCCGGGUGGCAGACCACGAGCGUCUCCAAUAUCCCAUCGGCCGCUACUCCAGCACCGUUUGAGUCGACAGUCAACCCCAAUUCUACCUUCUCCUUCUCUAUCUCGAACGCAACGUCGGUGGCAGUCAAUGCUAGUCUGAAUAUUGGUCAUGGUCCAUACCAAGUAACAAUUGACAAUGAUGCCUCCCUCGUGUUCAAUGGCAGCAUGAACUGGCUCGUCGGAAAUGAAGUUAUCUUCUACCAAGGCGGCUUGGACCUGGCUUCCAAUCAUACGCUCAAUUUCACCAACAUUGGCCUACAGGGACAAAAUCACCUCACGCUUAAUUCUGUGACUCUGUAUAACUCCCGGUCUCAAACCGACCAACCUGCCAUAUCAUCCGGAAAGAACCUAUCUACGGGUGCUAAAGCUGGCAUAGGUGUCAGCGUUGCCGUCACCGUCAUCGCGCUUGCGCUCGCAGCUGCGUUUUUCUUACUCCUUCGACGUCGCCAGCGUGGAUCCUCUGGACCCGUCCCCAAGAGCUCGAGCGAUCUCGAGGUCGAUCCAUUUACGGAGGUCAAUGCACAGUCAUCUUGCGAGGACAUAGAGCCCAACGCGACGGGUAACCGAGGCAAACGACAUGGGCAAGGGGUUGUGACCACAAUAGACGAAGUUGAAGGGGUUGGGACGAGCACGUCUCAGAUUGUCAGCACACCCAUUUUCCUCACCUCCACAACUCACGAUAAGCAUUACCAACCAAUCUCCACGGCCACCCAAUCUUCAAUGUCUUCUCUGGGGAGCCCAGGUCCGUCGACGGCCAUCACAGAGGUAGACCCUGUCCAUUCUCCGCCAGACGGAUCAUUACCAUCUAGCUCUCAAGAACCACAGCUCCAGCACCAGGAUGUAGAGCGUAUUGUAGAACUUGUAGCACAUCGUAUAGACCCGGCCAGUCGGAUGGAGUCUCAUGAAGCCCCACCGGAGUACCAGUCACAGGCUGGUUGGGAGGCAUAG
Stereum hirsutum FP-91666 SS1 is the source of this 1491-nucleotide messenger RNA. RefSeq lists its product as uncharacterized. The record is from RefSeq and is a predicted model, not a curated record. The coding region runs from base 1 to 1491 and encodes 496 amino acids. Lineage: Eukaryota; Fungi; Basidiomycota; Agaricomycetes; Russulales; Stereaceae. The transcript is spliced from 6 exons.